Molecule: messenger RNA, 3026 nt
Organism: Amphimedon queenslandica
Lineage: Eukaryota; Metazoa; Porifera; Demospongiae; Haplosclerida; Niphatidae
Product: syndetin-like
Exons: 34
Coding region: 47-2908 (953 amino acids)
Biological process (GO): endocytic recycling; retrograde transport, endosome to Golgi
Cellular component (GO): EARP complex
Molecular function (GO): SNARE binding
Source: RefSeq, a predicted model, not a curated record
ACCACGUGGUAACACCGCCCAGUUACUCGACCACGCCCACACAACAAUGGCCUCCCAGUUGAGGAGCAAAGUUAAAUCCUCCGUGAAAUCUCUCCUAACCAGACAGAAAGAUAAAUUUGAGGAUGGAGGCGAAGAUCUAUCGUCUGCAGCGAGCAGUCAAAACAUUGGACCAGCCAAGGAUGUAUCACCUUUACAUACUGACGAGAUGGUAGAUGAUAUUAUCAGUGGAAUGGAUGAGGUUUAUUUUGAUGACAGUCCUGGACACGACACUGCAAGAUACGAAUUAACGAAACUAGGCGACGGUGAUAUUGACAUGAAUUUAUUAGUGGAGAGGAUUCUCUUACUAAAGAAAGAAGACGGAGCCAUUUAUAAGAAAAUCUAUGACCUCGUGUAUGGCAACUAUACAGCAUAUGUACAGGAGUUGGAGAAUGUCACUGCUUUAGAGAUAUCAUUGCAAGAAACGACGAGGACUUGUGUGAAUAGCAGGAGGCAGCUAAGGAUGGCUAAAGAUGGAGUGUCAAGCGGUGGGUUGGGCCUAUUGGCAAAACACAGGAAGAGAAAGAGGCUCCAAGUUUUGCUCAAAAUAUUGAAAACAUUUAAAACACUGCAAAAGGCUGAAGCUACACUUAAAGAACAGCUUGAAGAAGGCGAUUAUCCUGGAGCAACAAGAAUAUGCUUGUGGUGUCAGCAAGCGAUUGAAACGUACAAACAAUUUACUUGUGUCAGCCAAUUAGCUGUUUCAUUACAAGACAUUCAUACAGUCAUUGAGAACGAACUCGAGCAAGCUUUGAGUAGAGUUCCGACCAGUUUUGAUUCAUCUGUGUACGGACAAGUUAAUGAUGCCUACCAGAUAUUAGGGAAAACACAGAGAGCUAAUGAUAUCCUGUUAAUGAAGUUUACAACAGCAAUUCACGAUAAUGCAUAUAGAAUAGUAUCCAGCUAUGCAGAGGGUGUUGGUGAUCGAAGCAGUUACAGAAGCAUCUGCAAGCUAGUGAAACCCGAGAAAUUUACCGACUGUCUCGUGGAGCUGUGUCGAAUAUUCUGGAAUAUUAUGUAUAAUUACAGGAAAGUGCAUCAGUGGCACAUGCAUUAUGAUGCAACAGUCUCUCCUAGUUCAAUAAUAGACUCUCAGCUAAUGAUAGAGGGAGAGGAGGGGAAAGGAGGAGGAGGAGGAAAGAGUGAUGCAGCGAUCGCUGAGAUCACUUUUCACAGGAAUUACAUAAAACAGAAAUUAGAUAACGGCUUCGCAAGAAUGUGGAGGGAUGUACAGCAAAAGCUCCGACCAUAUUUGGAAGGCUGCGACAUGUCUACUUUCCAGUACGACAGUUUUAUCAGAGUCUUGAACAUUGUCAACAGAUUGAUCACUAUUGGGAUCGAGUUUUGCGGUGAGGGAUCAGAUCAGCUUCAAGAAUCAAUGAGACAGCAAUCCCUUGGAUACUUUAGACACUAUCAUAGAGCAAGACUGGACGAGCUGAAGUUAUUUUUAGAAAGUGAACAAUGGGUGUCCUGUCCCAUACGCUCAAAUUUCACUGUCAACAUAUUAAGGGAGUUUCGUUUCCUUCGUACUGGUAUGACCACGCCCACCAGUCCUCAGAGAUUCCUUGCCUCGCGUGCUAUUGACUCAAAAGAUAACAUCUUUGAGCGAUACAAGGAAUCAGACAAUCCGUUUGAAGAAGAAGUUGAAGACGAAGAAACAGAAGAGGUUGUAGUGGAUACCAGGCAGUAUGAUAGUGAUGAGUAUGAUGAUGAACCAAGCUCAGCUUCUGCUGAAUUAAACAGAUCUUAUGUUGAUGAGAAGACCGGAGAUGCUCCUCCUCCAAAGGCUAAGCCGAAAGGUUACAGUCGGGAGAGAUCAGAGAGUGACAGAGGGGAAGCUGUACUGGCUAAUGUCACAUUGACUGUUGUCAGAUUUUGUGGUAAUUAUAUGCAAAUGAUGAAUGUACUCCAACCAAUAGCUUAUGAUGUAUUGCAGUACCUAACUAAUCUAUUUGACUAUUAUCUUUAUGCUGUAUACACAUUCUUUGCUCAAGAUAUGGUCAAUGACGAUAACCAAUUGAGUGCUAAGUUGAGUGCCUCUUUGGCUCGUAUUGCUAAUACAUUAUUAACCCAUGAUUCUAGCGUCUUAUCUUCCGGUGAUAAUGUAAAGGUUCCUUAUCCAGAGGCUAAUCCGUUCAUACAGUUGGAUAAUGUAGCCAGUCUCUAUGGAUUAAGCUUUAGAAUAGUAGCCAUUGAAUCACUUGUAUUUUUAGCAAAGCAGUUUGAAUACUUGCUGCCAAAUCUUGAAAGGCUUAUCCCCGAGGACAAGAAAUAUUUUCUGACACAAUUCUUCUCACAAACUGUCAUACCUUGUUAUGAGCUAAGGCUUCCAGUUUACAAUACUAUUGCAUCUAAAGGAAUACCUACAGAUCAAAUAUUACAGUCAAUGUCUUCAGUUAAAUUUGACAUAAAAGAGAUUACCUCACAGCACAGCAGAUAUGUGGACCAGCUUUUAAAUGAAUUUUCACAUUUUAAGGAACUUAUCGAUUACAUUAAUAAACAAGUACAUAUACCUCUUGAAUCUAAAGCAAUAUUGUGGAACAGAGUUAUACUGACUGCUUGUCACACCUUUGUUGAUGGUUUUUCUCAAGUUAAAAAGUGUUCAAAUGAAGGCCGUGCUCUUAUGCAACUUGACUUUCAGCAGUUUCGUACUAAAAUAGAAAAGUUGACAAAUUUGAGGCCACUCCCAUCUCAUGAGUACGUGGAGAAUUAUAUUAAAGCUUAUUAUUUAUCUGAAUCUGAUCUAGAGACGUGGAUUGUAAAACAUACUGAAUAUUCCAGUAAGCAGCUUCAAGCCCUUGUAUUGUGUGGCUCUGGUGGACUCUUGAAUAAGAAAUCUAAGCAAAAAUUACUAUCAUUGAUAGAAAAAUAAAAAAUAAUCUUUUUUAAACAUUUGUAUUGGCUAUAUAAUGUGAUAACAUUGCUAAUUAUUAUAAACAAAAAUUAUUAGAUGAACUUUUUAACUUCAAAUACAAUUUUAUUAAUAUCAA